CCUGCCCCAAACUUGGCGCUUUUCCACCCAAAUCUGGGUCACAUCCCGGAAACGGCCCCUUGGGGGGUGGGGGAGGGGAGGGGCGGGGGGGGGAGGGGCUCCGGGGGGUUUAAAUGGGGCACGAGGUGGCGGGAAAAGCCCCAAAGGCGAGAUGAGGGUGACACGUGACUCCCGUGACGUCAUCGGGCUCAGCAUCAUCCUCCUCCUCCUGUUGGUGGAGAGCGGGAACGCGGUUUCCCUCCACCCCGACUCAUCGUUGGACCCGCGACCCCCAGCCCGGAUGGGGGAUGGGCAGGUUCCCUCCCCCUUCGUGUCGCUGCUCAACGUGUCACCCCCAAAGCGGGUGGGGGAUGGGAAGCGCUCCCGCCGCCACAGCUCCCACUUCCCCGUCUGCUCCUUCUGCUGCGGCUGCUGCGCCAACCGCGGCUGCGGCCUCUGCUGCCGCACGUGACCCGCGCCCGCCAAUCAGCGCCCGCCAUUCCCGGCUUGCCGCCCCGAUCUACCAAUCAGCGCCCGGGAGGGGGCGGGUGCUGCUGAAAGAUGUGAUGUAUGCAAACCACGCCCCCCACAGCGGGAUCCACCAAUCGGCGCCCCGCAGGGGCGUGCUGCUGCAGCACGUGAUCGGAAAGCCACGCCCCCUCCCGUAUUUAUUGAAUGUAAUGGAAUAAAGUGGAGUUUUAUAUAA
This is a messenger RNA of Columba livia (rock pigeon), 685 nucleotides long. It is a transcript of the gene HAMP, whose product is annotated as hepcidin antimicrobial peptide. The coding region runs from base 152 to 451 and encodes 99 amino acids. Gene Ontology annotation, cellular component: extracellular region. Gene Ontology annotation, biological process: intracellular iron ion homeostasis. NCBI's taxonomy places the organism in Eukaryota, Metazoa, Chordata, Aves, Columbiformes, Columbidae. The transcript has 4 exons. The record is from RefSeq and is a predicted model, not a curated record.